CAGACAUUCAAAACGCCCAGACGUAGUAACGGAUAGUGAUCGUACAAUUCGUUAAUUUUUUUUACAAAAUUGUAUUUUUAAUGAAAACAUUUUAAUAUAAACAAAAGAUUCAACAAAAUAAUAAAAUUUUAAAAGAAUUUAAAACGUGUUUGAAAGUUAAAAUAGCUUACAGAGAUUUUUAAUUAAACAAAAACCAUCAAGAAGCAACAGAGAGAGAGUGUGCAUCAUCAACAAACUUUCAACAUGAGUAACAUACGUCUUUGGGAUAUGUUAAAAAUUAGCGUCAAGGCUAUCGAUUAUAAAUUCGAACAAUACCGUUUAAACACAGGCGCUACAAUUGUUGUCAACACCACCAAGGGUCAAGUUAAGGGUGCCAAACGAUUGUCAGUAUGGGGUAAUUCAUAUUUCACAUUCGAGGGUAUUCCCUUUGCUAAGCCGCCUGUUGGUGAACUACGCUUUAAAGCUCCCGAACCAGCUGAACCAUGGCAGGGAGUUAAAGAUUGUACGGGACCAGCUGAAAUACCCUUCCAGUCGAAUUAUAUUUUCAAGAAAUACAAAGGCUCUGAGGAUUGUUUGUAUUUGAAUGUGUUUGCAAAUGAGAUUACCUCCCCUACACCCCGACCUGUUAUGGUAUGGAUCUAUGGCGGUGGUUUUCAAAUUGGUGAAGCUACACGUGAUAUGUACAGUCCCGAUUACUUUAUGUCCAAAGAGGUUGUUCUAGUGACAAUAUCCUAUCGUUUGGGACCAUUUGGUUUCUUAAGUUUUGAUGAUCCCAGCAUCAAUGUGCCCGGUAAUGCAGGCAUUAAAGAUCAAAUUAUGGCUUUAAGAUGGGUGAAGGAAAAUAUAUCGGCUUUUGGCGGAGACCCCAAUAAUGUAACAGUGUUUGGUGAAAGUGCCGGUGGGGCUUCAACACACUUAUGUAUGUUGAGUGAAAGCUCUAAGGGUUUAAUAAACAGAGGUAUAGUAAUGUCGGGCAGUGUUUUGUGUCCCUGGGUAUUGCCACCACCUAAUCAAUGGGCUUUGAGAUUGGCCCAGGCGUUAGGCUAUAAGGGCGAGGAUAAGUCGGUAGAUAUAUAUAAAUUUCUACAUGCAGCUGCUGGACCUGAUAUACAAAAGGCUGUGUCAACAUUAUUGAGCAAAGAGGAGAAACACAAUCGAAUUUUAUUUGCUUUUGGUCCAGUGAUAGAACCUUAUAAAUCUAAAGAUACCAUAUUGGCUGAAGAUCCUUUGGAAGUGUUAAAGAAUACCUGGAGUAAUGAUAUACCCAUGAUGAUAGGUGGCACCAGUUUUGAGGGCUUACUAUUCUAUCCCGAAGUGACAAGACGCAAGGCUACCUUGAAUGAAGUGGGUGAUUGUGAGAAUUUAUUGCCAAUGGAUGUGAAAGUGGAGCGCCAUAGUAUAGAAGCCAAAGAAAUGGGUUUGAAAAUCAAAAAAGCCUAUUUGGGUAAUGAGGAAUGUAAACCGGAAACCAUGAUGAAAUUUUUAGAGAUUGAAAGCUAUAGAGAAUUCUGGCAUCCCAUUUAUCGCACUGCUUUAUAUCGUCUGAACUAUGCCAAGGCUCCCACUUAUGUAUACCGUUUCGACUUUGAUUCAGCCGAUGCCAAUGCCAUACGCAACCUCUUGUGUAACCGUGAAGUGAGAGGCGUGUGUCAUGGCGAUGAUUUGUGCUACAUCUUCCGUUUCAUAUUCUCCCAUCGCUUGUCUGUAGAUUCGGCAGAAUAUCGCACCACUAAGGCCAUGAUAGAUAUUUGGACUAGCUUUGCCACCAACAGUGAUCCCAACUGUCCCUCACUGCAGGAUGUUAAAUACGAGCCUCUAUCAAAGGACAAAACAUUUAAAUGUUUAAAUAUUUCCAACAAAUUGGAAUAUAUUGAUUUGCCAGAAUUGCAAAAAAUACAAAGUGUUUGGAAUACUUUUUAUCCCCCGGGCAAAUUAUAAAUAUGUAAUUGGAAACGAGACGCAUUUAAAUAAAAUUGAGUGUGUUUUAUGUAGUAUAUAGAAUGAAAAAGGAGCCGGCUACCUCAUGUACAUAAAACAGAAGUGAAGAGAAUGGCGUUCAUAAUUUGAUUGUGCAAUGCAUUGUUAAUUAUUUGUCCAGUUAAAUGUAAUUAAAUAUUUAUAAGGGUAUAAUGGAGUGAAUGGUUAUAUUACAUUUUAUUUUUAUAUUUAUAAGGUGAUCAAUUGUAAAUUACGAUUAAGUAUUUGUGAUUUUUGUAUUGUUGAACAGAUUUAUUAUUUUUGUUUACUUUUAUUGUAAUAUGAGAUUUGAUAUGACUAUUGUAAUGUGAAAUUAUUAUUGAAACAAAAUUAAAUUAUUGAAAAAAAAAAAUUAUUUAAGGGUUUAAAUUAUAGCAAAAUUUUAGGCAAUAAAUUAUUUAAGAAAGAUAGUA
This is a messenger RNA of Calliphora vicina (urban bluebottle blowfly), 2390 nucleotides long. RefSeq names its product alpha-Esterase-10 (gene alpha-Est10). Gene Ontology annotation, molecular function: serine hydrolase activity. NCBI's taxonomy places the organism in Eukaryota, Metazoa, Arthropoda, Insecta, Diptera, Calliphoridae. Bases 244 to 1938 code for a protein of 564 amino acids. The transcript has 5 exons. The record is from RefSeq and is a predicted model, not a curated record.